This is a messenger RNA of Ornithorhynchus anatinus (platypus), 951 nucleotides long. RefSeq names its product olfactory receptor 14A16-like. Gene Ontology annotation, molecular function: odorant binding; olfactory receptor activity; G protein-coupled receptor activity. Gene Ontology annotation, biological process: G protein-coupled receptor signaling pathway. NCBI's taxonomy places the organism in Eukaryota, Metazoa, Chordata, Mammalia, Monotremata, Ornithorhynchidae. The record is from RefSeq and is a predicted model, not a curated record. The coding region runs from base 1 to 951 and encodes 316 amino acids. Gene Ontology annotation, cellular component: membrane. The transcript has a single exon.
AUGUCUAACAUCACAACAGUGACAGAAUUCCUCCUCCUGGGGUUCUCCGACAUCCGGGAGUUGCAGCUGAUCCACACUGCGCUGUUCCUCCUGGUCUAUCUUGCAGCCCUGAUGGGGAAUCUCCUCAUCAUUGCUGUCACCACCCUUGACCGGCACUUCCACACCCCCAUGUACUUCUUCCUCAAGAACCUGUCCAUCCUUGACCUUGGCUACAUCUCCGUCACAGUCCCCAAAUCCAUCCUCAAUUCCCUCACAAAUGUCAAUUCCAUCUCUCUGCUGGGCUGCGCUGCCCAGGUAUUCCUCGUGUUUUUAUUCGCUGGAUCAGAGAUGGCCCUGCUCACGGUGAUGUCCCACGACCGCUAUGUCGCCAUCUGCCGCCCCCUGCACUAUGAGGUCAUCAUGCCCCACGGGGCCUGUGUACGUAUGUUGGCUGCUUCUUGGUUCGGCAGCUGUUUGAAUGCCAUCAUGUACACAACCAGCACCUUCUCUCUAUCCUUCUGUGGCCCCAACAUUGUCCACCAGUUCUUCUGCGAUGGCCCCCAGUUGCUAAGACUUGCAUGUUCCACUGACCGUGUCACAGAAGAUGUGAGUUUAGCCAUCACCGUUGGCUUAUCUUUCUUCUGCUUCGUGCUCAUCGUGGGCUCCUACAUCCGCAUCUUCUCAGCCGUGCUGAGGAUGCCAUCGGUGGCGGGCCGCUCCAAAGCCUUCUCCACCUGCCUGCCCCACCUGGUUGUCGUCACUCUGUUCCUCAUGUCUGGCAGCUUUGCCUAUCUAAAGCCGAUAACAGACUCUCCCUCUGCACCGGACCUGCUGGUGUCUGUGUUCUAUGCCAUGGUGCCCCCUACCCUUAAUCCCCUCAUCUACAGCUUGAGGAACCGAGACAUGAAGGCAGCAAUGGGGACUCUGCUAUGGCCAAAACAUUUGCCAAAGGAGAAAACACCUAUCGGAUAA